This is a messenger RNA of Drosophila persimilis, 1960 nucleotides long. Its product is annotated as glucose dehydrogenase [FAD, quinone]. The record is from RefSeq and is a predicted model, not a curated record. The transcript has 2 exons. NCBI's taxonomy places the organism in Eukaryota, Metazoa, Arthropoda, Insecta, Diptera, Drosophilidae. Gene Ontology annotation, molecular function: oxidoreductase activity, acting on CH-OH group of donors; flavin adenine dinucleotide binding. The coding region runs from base 1 to 1890 and encodes 629 amino acids.
AUGCAGUCCAUCAUGUGGAGUCCACAAUUCCGGCUGACCUGCUGCCUGCUUAUGCCGCUGUUCCUGCUCAGUGGAGUCCAGACGAACGGCAAUCAGAGGCUGCUGGACCAGCUGCAGCAGGUGGGGCUGGUCAAUCUGCUGGAGCAGGCCACGCGGCCCAAUGUGCCCCAGGAUCUGGCCACGUACGACUUCAUUGUGGUAGGAGCCGGGGCAGCUGGCUGCACGUUGGCCGCUCGACUCUCGGAGGAUCCCAGCUGGAAAGUGGCCCUCCUCGAGGCGGGCGGCGUGGAGAACAUUGCCCACUUGACGCCCGUCCUGGCCGGCUAUCUGCAGCAGACGGCCUCCAACUGGGGCUACCACUCUGUGCCACAGCGCCUCUCCUGCCUGGGCAUGAACAACCAGGAGUGCGCCCUGCCCCGGGGCAAGGUCUUGGGCGGCACCAGCUCCAUCAACUACAUGAUCUACAAUCGGGGCAACAGGCGGGACUUCGAUGGCUGGGCCUCCGCCGGCAAUCCGGGCUGGAGCUACGCGGAGGUCCUGCCCUACUUCCUGCGCAGCGAGUCCGCCCAGCUGCAGGGCCUGGAGCAGUCGCCGUACCACAACCACAGCGGACCCCUCAGCGUCGAGGAUGUGCGCUACCGCACCCAGCUGGUGCACGCCUUCGUGGAGGCUUCCGUGGAGGCGGGUCUACCCCGCACCGACUACAACGGAGAGUCGCAGCUGGGGGUCUCGUACGUCCAGGCCACCACCCGCAACGGCAGGCGACACAGCGCCUACUCGGCGUACAUCCAGCCAGUGAGGGACUACCGCAAGUCCAAUCUGCACAUCUACACCUUCUCGCAGGUGACGCGACUGCUCAUCGAUGCAGAGACCAAGUCCGCCUACGGCGUGGAGUUCCGCUACAAUAGCAGGGCCUACACGUUCAAGGCUCGGAAGGAGGUCAUCCUGUCGGCGGGGGCCUUCAACUCCCCCCAGCUGCUGAUGCUGUCGGGCAUCGGGCCGGCGGACAAUCUCAAGGCCAUUGGGGUGCCGCUGGUGCAUGCUCUGCCAGUGGGGAAGCGCCUCUACGAUCACAUGUGCCACUUUGGGCCCACCUUCGUGACCAACACCACGGGCCAGACGACCUUCACGUCCCGAGUGACGGCCGCCGAGGUGCUGUCGUAUCUGCUGGCGGGGAAUCCGGCCACCAAGCUCAGCUCCAUUGGCGGUGUGGAGGCCCUGGCCUUCCUGAAGACCGGCCGGUCGACCCUGCCACAGGACUGGCCCGACAUCGAGCUGAUCAUGGUGUUGGGGAGCCUGGCCAGCGACGAGGGAACGGCCCUCAAGCUGGGCGCAAACUUCAAGGACGAGAUCUACGACAGGAUGUACAGGCAGCUGGCCCAGGCCAGGCAGGAUCACUUCACGCUCCUGGUGAUGCAAUUCCAUCCGCAGAGCGUCGGCCGCCUGUGGCUGCGGGAUCGCAAUCCCUUGGGCUGGCCCAAAAUCGAUCCCAAGUACUUUGUGGCUGAGGAGGAUGUGGAGUACAUCCUCGAUGGCAUCAAGGAGGCCAUUCGCAUCUCUAAGAUGCCCGCCCUCCAGUCGAUUGGCGCUCGCCUCCUGGAACGCCCUGUGCCCGGCUGCGAGUCCCUGGCCUUCGCCUCCGACGACUACUGGCGCUGCUCCAUCCGCACCCUCUCGUACACGCUCCACCACCAGGUGGCCACCUGUCGCAUGGGUCCCGCGAGCGAUCCCACCGCCGUGGUCAGUCCCCAGCUGCGGGUCCAUGGCAUGAGGCGGCUGCGGGUGGUGGACACCAGCAUCAUUCCCGUGCCGCCGACGGCCCACACCAAUGCGGCGGCCUUCAUGAUCGGGGAGAAGGCGGCGGACAUGAUACGCUCCGACUGGAGUUGAAGGGCAGUGUAGGAAUAGAUUCGAUCCGAGGAUGCGAGUUGGAAGGAGGUCGACUUGGAGAGUUAAUUAA